Rhizoctonia solani is the source of this 1401-nucleotide messenger RNA. RefSeq lists its product as uncharacterized. Bases 1 to 1401 code for a protein of 466 amino acids. The record is from RefSeq and is a predicted model, not a curated record. The transcript is spliced from 3 exons. Lineage: Eukaryota; Fungi; Basidiomycota; Agaricomycetes; Cantharellales; Ceratobasidiaceae.
AUGAAUCUAGUCCGAGCUGCUCCUUUCAAACUCGGUCCCACAGCAAGAACGCCGAUUGGCUUGACCCGAUCCUUCCCCGUUACCGCUGCGACACCUGUCGUCUUAGACAAGGAUGUGCACGAGUCUGGAUUAUGUAUCCGAAUCAAGAUACGAAACCCUCAUCCCGAGCAACCCUUUCGAACGGGUGAGUCCGUCGAGGGCCACGUUCAUAUUUUUGGGCAAUCGGAUAUGCCGGGAUCUAAGCCCAAUUCAUCCCCGGAGCUGGUCCUUCAUCGCCUCUCAUUACGGGUAUAUUUUGAAUCGCGCACCACGUUCUGGCAACUUACUCCAACUAAUCCUGAUCGGCAACGAAAAUCCCCUAUUAUCCAACGGGUCGAGAAAAUCCUGCGUCAUGAGGUCCAUCGUGGCGUUGUGCCCCUGAAUAACAUCGCAACUUCGUGGUCCACAGACAAGCCUGUUAUGAUACCUUUUACGGAAACAUUAUUAGGGAGGCCUCAUGCUGCACUUGGGUUCUCAUUUAUCAUCCCUCAGAAGACGGUUAUCACAGAAACGAACAAUCUCGAUGGUGCGCCUCGUGGCCUCUGUUCCUACGAGAGGUGCCCUCCUCCCUCCUUUCGUGAGCCAGAAGGGAGCAUUGAAUGGGUUGUCGAGGCAAUUAUGACAUUGGCCAGUGGAGAGUUGUCUCGAAUUGAUGAACGAAUGCUACAUGUUUCGACCAGUAAUGUUGCGAUAACCAGGCUGGUGUUUCCCGUCCUUCCAGAAGGGUCGGACAUGGGUCUGUUGCGGAACGAGCCGUUUUUUGGCGAGGACUUAGGGGUCGACGUACUUGGCACAGUCCCUCGGACCGCUCAAGGCGAUGACACCGCUAUAGAAUUAUCGAAUCUGACCAAGUUGUCUUGGGAUUGCUAUUCUAAUCUCCUGAAGUUAAAUCAUGGCUAUUCGGUCGAAUCUCAGGUAUGCGUUCCUUCUGGAGCGGUCGUCCACCAGAAUGAUGCAUUCUUUACGAUACGGAUUUCCCUAAUGCUCCGGGACACACCGACUCGCAAUCAACUAUUUGGAAAGCUUCGAAAAAUCAGACCUAUAAUUGCCAAGCGUCUUCGGAUCAGACUCCAACGUUCAAUAUCUACGCGAGGUGGGCAGGAAAUAAAGCCCCAUACCUCUGUUAUCCUAGUUCGCGAAUGCCACCUGGAUCUCGAUGGACCAGAAUGUCCCGUCGAGCCCAAGAGCACGUUCACAAAUAAGGACGCUGAUCUACUCAAUGUUGCGGUUCCAUUUGAUCUGCAAACUGAUGGGAGGUAUUUGAGAGAAACAGCUGGACCCAUGAUCCCCGUCUCGGCGCUUAUCCCCAGUUUUCGAACACCAAAUAUACAACUCGAAGUAAGUGGGGGUGGAUUAGAUUAG